AUGGGAUCCAAAAGAAAACAAAAAGAAAAACAAAAGGACUUCAAAAAGGCUAAAUUAAAAGUAGGUAAAACUGCUCAAAAGCCUGAUAAUUAUACAGAUACUUCAUUUAAAUCUAAAACUAUAUCAUUACCUGGUCAAUCCAUAAUUACAGUUCAUUCAAAGGAUCUUUCACAUCAAUUAUCAUUAACAAAACAUCAUUCUUCAACUACAAGAAAAGAAAUAUUAAUAAAUAUAACUCAAAAUUUACCAUCUAAUCCAUCACAAUAUAAACAAAUUAUAACAAGUGUUGUACCAUUAAUAUUAGAUGAAUCAAAACAAGUUAGAUUAGAAUUAUUAAAUUUAUUAAAAAAAUGUGGAGAAAAUCAACCUGGCCUACUUGAUUUACACAAGCGUACAAUAAUUUUAUUUAUAAUAUCAGCAAUGACUCAUAUUCAACCAGAUAUAAGGAAUACAAGUACAAAAUUUUUAGCAUUGUUAAAUGAAUAUUCAGAUUUAAAACUGUAUUUCGUUAAGAUAAUGAAAAAUUUUUUUAUAUUAAUGAGUUGGUCCUUGCUAAAUGAUUCAAAAUCAAAAAGUGUAUCAAUAAAUUCAAGUUCUUCUAUAUUGCUUGGAGAAAAUUCAAAAAGGGCAAGAAUUGAUCAUAUUCAAACAAUAACUAAAUUUUUACAAUCAACAUUAACUGAAGAAACAUCAAAACAAGAUAAUAUACAUUUAAGUCAAAUUACAAUACAUCCUCAAAGUUAUAAAUAUCUAUUACCAACAACUCCUCAAGUAUUUGCUCCAUUAAAACUAUAUAUAAAUGAAAUUUCAAAUAAUUCAAUGAAUAAUAUUGAAAACUUAGAUUCAAUGACAACAGAAGAUAUAGAAACAAGAAAAAAUAUAAUGAAUGAAUUCUUUAAAGAGAAAAUGAUUAAGAACCUAAAUAAUUUAACAAAAGAAGGUGGUGAUAUAGGUAGAGAAGCAACUAAUUGUAUAAGAUUAUUAGAAUCUUUAUAG
This is a messenger RNA of Lodderomyces pseudojiufengensis, 996 nucleotides long. RefSeq lists its product as uncharacterized. Gene Ontology annotation, biological process: rRNA processing. The transcript has a single exon. NCBI's taxonomy places the organism in Eukaryota, Fungi, Ascomycota, Pichiomycetes, Serinales, Debaryomycetaceae. Gene Ontology annotation, cellular component: nucleus. The record is from RefSeq and is a predicted model, not a curated record. Bases 1 to 996 code for a protein of 331 amino acids.